This is a messenger RNA of Hippocampus zosterae (dwarf seahorse), 2382 nucleotides long. RefSeq names its product triadin-like. The record is from RefSeq and is a predicted model, not a curated record. Gene Ontology annotation, cellular component: membrane; sarcoplasmic reticulum. Gene Ontology annotation, molecular function: signaling receptor binding. Bases 331 to 765 code for a protein of 144 amino acids. The transcript is spliced from 6 exons. NCBI's taxonomy places the organism in Eukaryota, Metazoa, Chordata, Actinopteri, Syngnathiformes, Syngnathidae.
AAGUGGUUCUGACUGACGUGUGGCUUUUCGUUGCUGAAUAUUAUCCAGCUCUGUGGUUUUGUCAGGAAAUAAAAGCGGCUGCAAGGGAUUGGGAGUUUAACAGUUCAACCUUGGCACAAGUCGUUGCGAUUCGAGUUGGGGGUGGGGAGAUGCCUGAAAGGGUGACCCCUCAUCUCGUCUCGCUCUGCGUCCUGCUACAAAGUGAAGCUAACCAACCCGGACUGGAGACUUUCGUGGACACGGAGUGAAAAGUUGAGCCAACACCUUCCAAACUAUCCAGAAGAAUCAAAGGACGAACGAAGCGCGCCGGCCAAGCCUUUCAACUGACUGAUGGUUAUCACAGAACGCCAAACAAGCUCCAAGUCCAAGCUGCCUCCUCCACCGAUGAGCAGCCAGACGAGCAGCGGGGAGGCGGUCCCUCCACCGCGAGCUAAUCAGAAGACAAUUUUGGACGACGUGAUCCUGACCUUCAGCUCGCCCAUGGCGUGGUUGCUGAUGGUGGCGCUGAUCAUUACCUGGGCGGCUGUUGCCGUCGUUGUCUUUGACCUGCUGGACUACAAGACACUGGCAGGAGGCGUCCGCCCAACCAGGUGCAGACCUUCUGAGGUCGCUAACCCCCCACCACAGCCGCAGGAGAGCACCGACUGGAUGGAGAUAAUGUGGACGUUGGCUGCCAGCCUGGUGGCACCCGACGAGGAAGAGGAGGCGGAAGGUAUUCACCAGCUAACUGAAACCUUCACAUCUUUGCACUCAGAGGAGUUCUGAAAAGCAGAACCUCGAAACAAGAGAGGUCAAGAGACAACUUUGAAGUAUGACGCUGAGGGAAGGAGAGUACAAAUCGUAGCAAUGUUUCAUCUUUUUUUUGUUAGAAAGACAUAACUGGAAAAAAAAAUGCAGAGUCUAAAGUCCUUAUCAUUGCUUAGUUUGGUUUCUAUUUGACCAUCUAGAAAAUAUCCACGUGUCCCGUCCUGGCGCCUCAGUAAUUUAUAGCAACGAUACUGCUAACAACAACGGAAUAUAUGCCGUGGUCUCACAUCGUUCCACUCAAUUAAGGAUGAGUACACAACUUGUUGUUUUUACGUUAUUUUGAUUGUCAAAAGUUAUGUUCCCAUUACUUUACGUGGUGGCCUACUUGUUACACCUUUAUGACAGUGUUGGAAUGUAACUUAAAAGACUAAAUGUACAGUUACGAAAGGUUUUAUGACGGCCGCAGUUUGAUGAAUUACAUUUUCCAUGAUGUUUCGAUUUCAUUGUCUGUUUCAUUUCAUUGUCGUAUUGUGUGUAUAGAAUACGGAUGCGUUGUUUUCUGGAAUUGCCGCCGUCGCGCACCACAUUAAAAUGUCACCUCUCUCUGACUUUGCAUGAGAAGUCACUGCGUGGGAGAGCAGCAUUAGAGGCUUGCAUCGUAAAUCCAUAAGAAUUAAAACAGCUCAUUUCAAUGGAUGACAUCAUUAGGAGGAAUCCGUGUUUAAAUAAUUCCCCAGAAUGUUGCGAGGUUAAAAAAAUAAAUAAAAGAGCUAAUGUUUAAUUAAAAUUAAUCUUUGGCACUGUUGGGAAUAUGUUUGCAGUGUCAUAAUGCUAUUAUGAAGAUGAAAUUACAUCACAGCCACAUUUAUUACUCUGGGGACUGUGCCCUAUUGGCAGAAAUUACAAUUAAAAUGACAAUUUAAUAAUUCAAGAUUCUCUAAAAUAAAACGUUGAGACAAAAAAAUUAAAUACAAUAAAAUACAUACUACAUUUACCGGUAAAUGAAUUUCAUCAUUCAUUGUGCAUGCAUUAUAUUGUUGAUGUGUUUUGUUUUGUUUUUUCACAAAAUGGUCGUUGCCUUCAAAAUAAGCGAGACUGUAUUAAAAAAACAUUUCUGGGGUUUUUUGUUUUUGUUUUUUAUCAUCCAAAAUGUAGAAAUCCACCAUCAAGAUAACAUAGGCGUUAGCAUGGCAAUACACUGUAGCUGUUGAUUUAAUAUCACAGAAUCACAACGAAACCAUUUCCCUCCAAAAUUCUAAAUCAAGGCAAAUGCAUGUAGACAGAUUAUAUAACAAUACUCAGACAUAUUCUUUAUCCUCUACGAAGAACGGCGAACAGUCCUGCGGCUCAGUGACCUUAGUUGUGACGUCAAUAUGGACUGUCUAUGCUGAGGUAUUUAUUACACUGCCCACAAAUGGCCAAGGUGCUCACACCAGAAGGAGCAGCACAAUGUCCUGUCAUGUCAUGUCAUUCUGUUCGCGUCCAACAGGUGGCAGAGACGUUCUUGGUUUUCCUGCUGCGCACCUGUCUGGCAUCACAGUUCUUGGGAGUAUUUAAGGACGCUUUUUGUUUUAUUCACAUUAUUCCUGGCUUGUUGUCCAGCGUUAUUAUUUGUGCUUUGUAAAUAAACAUUUU